Phytophthora sojae is the source of this 276-nucleotide messenger RNA. RefSeq lists its product as hypothetical. The record is from RefSeq and is a predicted model, not a curated record. The transcript has a single exon. The annotation marks the transcript as partial. Lineage: Eukaryota; Oomycota; Peronosporomycetes; Peronosporales; Peronosporaceae.
CUCGCACGACGCUGGAAGGUACCUGCUAAGCAUGGGGAUAUUCCGAAUGCUUACGUUAUGGCUGCCACGGAGGACGAGCUGGAGAUUUUCAUCGAGAUCCCACCCGGUAUGGAGAUUCCUGACAGCGUUUUGACACUGUUCGGUGUGAAGCGAAAAAAUAAGCUCAUGCUGAGACUUGCAAAAUCACUCUACGGGCUCAAGCAAGCCGGUCGUCUCUGGAGUCAACUGCUCCACAACCAUCUCCUGGCAGCGUGCUUCACUCAAGCAAUCUCGGAC